CAACAUUUCUCCUAUAGUCAUGGAAUUUGUUCUCUUUUCACAAAUGUCUUCAUUUUUUCUUGUCUCUACGCUUCUCUUAUUCCUAAUAAUAUCCCACUCUUGUCAUGCUCAAAACUCUCAACAAGACUAUUUGGAUGCCCAUAACACAGCUCGUGCAGAUGUAGGUGUAGAACCUUUGACCUGGGACGACCAGGUAGCAGCCUAUGCACAAAAUUAUGCUUCCCAAUUGGCUGCAGAUUGUAACCUCGUACAUUCUCAUGGUCAAUACGGCGAAAACCUAGCUUGGGGAAGUGGCGAUUUCUUGACGGCCGCUAAGGCCGUCGAGAUGUGGGUCAAUGAGAAACAGUAUUAUGCCCACGACUCAAACACUUGUGCCCAAGGACAGGUGUGUGGACACUAUACUCAGGUGGUUUGGCGUAACUCGGUUCGUGUUGGAUGUGCUAGGGUUCAGUGUAACAAUGGAGGAUAUAUUGUCUCUUGCAACUAUGAUCCUCCAGGUAAUGUUAUAGGCAAAAGCCCAUACUAAUUGAAAACAUAUGUCCAUUUCACGUUAUAUAUGUGUGGACUUCUGCUUGAUAUAUAUCAAGAACUUAAAUAAUUGCGCUAAAAAGCAACUUAUAGUUAAGUAUAUAGUACUAUAUUUGUAAUUCUCUGAAGUGGAUAUAUAAUAAGACCUAGUGCUCUUGAUUAUGGGGAAAAAA
This is a messenger RNA of Nicotiana tabacum (common tobacco), 701 nucleotides long. The record is from RefSeq and is a predicted model, not a curated record. Lineage: Eukaryota; Viridiplantae; Streptophyta; Magnoliopsida; Solanales; Solanaceae.